Effrenium voratum is the source of this 483-nucleotide messenger RNA. The record is from the annotation of a GenBank genome assembly. Lineage: Eukaryota; Dinophyceae; Suessiales; Symbiodiniaceae.
AUGACAUGUGCUGCACUAGCUGCUGACCGCGAUCGAUGGAAGGCACGUGCUCAAUGUGAAGCAAUCGAGGUGGCCAAGAACUACCAUCAAGAGUUGCUCGCAGCCCAAAGCAGCUUGCUGGGGAGCGAGCAAGAGGCUGGCGAGGCCCGCAGAGUGCUCGAGGAGCAGCUUGCCCAGGCGGAGACUCAGGUGGUGCCCUUGAAGACCAGCUUGCAGGAGGCCUCCGUGGAGAACUCCAGACUGAUGCGGGAAGGUGCUAGCCUCCAAGAGCAGCUGGUUGAAGCCUUGCGGGAGGCAUCGCGCAGCGGAGAUCGGCUUUUGGAGUCAUGGGAGAGGCGCAGCGCCGCACAUCGAGAAGCCGCUUGCCUGGGCCAAGAGCUGCAGCAGAGUCGCGAGGAGAGCUGGCAGAAGUCACCGGGGCCCUGGCCAUGGAGCAGGCGCAGGCCUCCGAGCUGCGCUGCCGCAUGCGAGAGUCGGGGCUGA